Messenger RNA from Halteromyces radiatus, 1782 nucleotides. RefSeq lists its product as uncharacterized. The transcript has 3 exons. The record is from RefSeq and is a predicted model, not a curated record. Gene Ontology annotation, molecular function: DNA ligase (ATP) activity; ATP binding. NCBI's taxonomy places the organism in Eukaryota, Fungi, Mucoromycota, Mucoromycetes, Mucorales, Cunninghamellaceae. Gene Ontology annotation, biological process: DNA recombination; DNA repair. The coding region runs from base 52 to 1683 and encodes 543 amino acids.
UUUUCUUAUUUUUUUUUUCUUUUCUUUUUUUUGAUUGGAUUUACAUAUUAUAUGUUUAUUUUUUUAUCUCAAUGCUAUCGAAAUGGUUGUUAUUCUCGUCAUUAUUCUUCUUCAAAACCCGUGUCGCCAAUGAAACUACUUGAUCAACUUCAUAGUCUUGCAGAAGCAGUCAACCAAACUCAAAGUGUCGUCGAAAAGAGAGUUAUUUUACAACAGUAUCCUUCUUGUCAAUCCAUCCUCAAACGUAUUUAUGACCCUCAUAGACGUCACUUUGUAUCUUCGAAAACAGCUUUUGCAUAUAUGGAGAAACGACAACAAGAAUUGGAAAAGUUAUCAUCAAACAAAGUCACCACAGCAGAACCAAUAGCCACUCGAAUAUACCAAGGUGAUCAACAUAUACCUUUUACAUCACUAGAAUCAUUACUAGAUGCCCUGGCUUCACGACAACUUCGCGGACAUGCUGCCUUGGAUGCUAUAUCAUGGUUCUAUUCUCGCUAUUGCACUACCACUGUUCAACAACAAACGUUUUGGCGCAUAUUGGAUCGUGACUUGAAGAUGGGUGUGUCAAUACAAACAGUACGACGUCUUUUAUCUAGCAAAAACAAUGGUGACAAAGAAAAGGAUAACAAUGACAAUAUUAUAUCGCAAGCAUCAACAGUAUAUCCUUCAGUUCCAUCUUCAGCCACACAGUCAUUUUAUGAUCGACGCUUUAUGAAUAUAUCUUUAGCAACAACGAUGCAACCUGGAGAUGAGGAAAAGCUUUGGAAUCAUGCAGCUAAAGAAGGGCCUUACUAUGUAUCUAGAAAACUGGAUGGUGUGCGAUGUAUCACUUUGGUUCAAUUUUUGGAUCAUGGAUUACCCCAUAUUACUUUUUGUUCAAGAACUGGUCGACUCUUUGACUCUUUGGAAAAGGUAGAAUCAGCCAUUCGACAACAGUUGGACAGUUUGAAGAAACAACAACAGCAUAUUGAUUUUGUAUUGGAUGGUGAAAUAUGCGUUUAUCCUACUCAACCUGAUACUUAUAUAAAUGGCGAUGAUGUCGAUGAUGUACGCAAAGAAGAUUUUUUGGAAACCAUAAGACAAGUGCGCACAGCAAAACGGCAAAUGGAACACCCGGUCUAUCAGAUCUUUGAUCUCAUUAAUAUGGAUGUAUUCCGACAAGGCAAAGGUGGACCUCUUUUUGAUCAGCGUCAGCAACAACUACGUGAUAUGUUUGGAUCUUAUACUGGUGACUAUCUCAAGGUUUUGAAACAAACUCCAGUGAUGUGCAAGGAUCAAUUAAUGGACAUGGAACAAAAAGUGGGUCGUUUUGGAUGGGAAGGUCUGAUCUUGAGGAAAAAUAUUCCGUAUGAAGGAAAAAGAAGUCGAAAUAUGUUGAAAAUUAAGGAAUGGGAAGAUGCAGAAUACAAUGUGGAAAGUAUAGAAACAGGAUUGAUGAGGAUGCCUGGUACUGGACAACAGAAACAAGUGAUGACCAAUGUGGUGAUUAAUCAUAAAGGAAAUGCUGUCAGUGUUGGAUCUGGAUUCUCAUUACAACAACGAUUGGAUUACGCAAAUAAUCCUCAACUCAUUCUUGGCAAGUUAAUUACGGUUCAAUACUUCUCUGAAUCAUUAGGUGAUAGUGGAAAUCUCUCUCUACGAUUUCCUUCUGUGAAGGCUGUUUAUGAUGGUGAUCGAGAUUAGUUUAGUUGGCGCUAUUACUUGAUUGAAUAGAUUAGAUAUCAUACCAAUAAAAAAAAUACAGUUACUUAGAGAGAGUGCGGGUAUUGAAAAUCAUGAAAA